Molecule: messenger RNA, 585 nt
Organism: Dovyalis caffra
Lineage: Eukaryota; Viridiplantae; Streptophyta; Magnoliopsida; Malpighiales; Salicaceae
Source: the annotation of a GenBank genome assembly
AUGAAGUUUAUUGCGUUUGCCAUGUCAGUUCGUGCUCAUCAUCCUGCUCUCCGUGAAAUAACUGGACCUUUGCAGGUUCGUUAUUUCCAGCAAGAUUUUGUUCCUAGGGAUCCCAAGACCAAACCUAAAAAGUACAAGUAUCCGCAGGUCUAUGAUCCAUAUGGCCCCAGACCUCCACCCUUGGAAAAGAUCAUUGAACUCGCUGAGCGCAUUGCCGCCCUACCCCCUGAAGAGCGAUCUCAAAUUGGUCCUGCUCUUGGGUACAAGGUAAAUCUUCCAAAAAUGCAGCCAAUUUCAACAGAGGGCAUGGACUUGGGUUCCCAGGGAGGAACAGCAGCUACUGCUGCUGCAAAGGUUGAGGAAAAGGAGAAAACAGCCUUUGAUGUGAAGUUGGAGAAGUUUGAUGCAGCUGCAAAAAUUAAGGUGAUUAAAGAAGUUAGAAGUUUUACUAGUUUGGGAUUGAAGGAGGCGAAAGACCUGGUUGAGAAGGUUCCUUGUGUGCUUAAGCAAGGGGUCACUAAAGAUGAAGCAAAUGACAUAAUAGAGAAGAUAAAAGCUGCUGGAGGAGUUGCAGUUAUGGAGUGA